AACCCAUGUCAGAAGAACUCCAAAAGGUACCACCUUCUUCUAUAAAUCUCCAACUCGGUCGCCUCUCUCUCUCCCAAUCAUCAUCAACUUCAUCAUCAUCACCCCUGAAGCAUCUUCUCUUGCUCACAUCAAUGGCCAAUCUCAAAUCCUUAAUGAUCUGUGCAGUCCUGAUCGCGAUCGCUGCCGCCGCCGCCGCCCAGUCGAGCGAGGUUGGCCAGACGCACCUCGGGUUCGUGCCCGCCACUGUCGGGUCGCAGUGCACGGGCUCUCUCGCCGAGUGCCUGUCUGAGGAGGAGGAGUUCGCGAUGGACUCCGAGUCGAACCGGCGCAUCCUGGCGACGACCAAGUACAUCAGCUACGGCGCGCUGCAGCGGGACAGCGUGCCCUGCUCCCGCCGUGGCGCUUCGUACUACAACUGCAAGCCGGGGGCUUCCUCCAACCCGUACUCUCGCGGCUGCAGCACCAUCACGAGGUGCAGGAGCUGAAACCGGAGAAUUCGCAUCGAUCAUUCUCUGCCUGUACUACUUUUUUUUUUUCUCUUUUGAAGAAAAAUUUUACUUUGUGAUUUUGAUGGGUUAUACAUAUGGAGAGAUAAACGGGCUUUGGUGGUGACAUAUCUUGAUUGUUUGUUCCUUCGAUGAUGAAAAGGUCAUUGUAACAGAAGUUGUGUGCUCUUGGGUCUUGAGAAUUUGACUCUAAUAUACUGAAACGAAAUAAAGAUAACGAGGGAAGGAGAUUUGUUCUUGA
Messenger RNA from Syzygium oleosum, 747 nucleotides. Its product is annotated as rapid alkalinization factor-like. Bases 6 to 485 code for a protein of 159 amino acids. The record is from RefSeq and is a predicted model, not a curated record. NCBI's taxonomy places the organism in Eukaryota, Viridiplantae, Streptophyta, Magnoliopsida, Myrtales, Myrtaceae. The transcript has a single exon.